Molecule: messenger RNA, 549 nt
Organism: Meloidogyne enterolobii
Lineage: Eukaryota; Metazoa; Nematoda; Chromadorea; Rhabditida; Meloidogynidae
Source: the annotation of a GenBank genome assembly
AUGAUCGGUAUUCUACAAAUGACUCAACGUGGACCACUGCCCAGUUGGGGAAAUUUAACUCAAUCGCCUUUUGUAUGGGCAUCCUCGACGUUGAAUAUUAGGAAUGCUACAGAUUCAGCUAAUAAUUCUAUCAGCGAUUACUUAAAAACAGACGAGACUAGUUCAUUGUUAGAUUUAGACGACUACAACUUGAAAAAUAAAAUGGAUUCAGCUAUUUGGGCACUUCAGAAUUAUCAAAUAGAGCAGGAUUUCACACUUGAACUUGUUAGCAGCGCCCAGCGAUGGGAUACUCGUUCAGAAACCCCAAAUGAUACAGAAUCUGGAAGCUUUCACGUCAAUUACAGGCUUAGAAUUAAUGAACAAAUCUUCUAUUAUAGAACGGAUGUGUGGGAAAUGCUAAAAUUGGCUUGGAUUCAAUUUUUGGCUAUUUAUAUUGUUGUCCGAACAUUGUUCAAUUCACUUUCCGCUUUUCUAUAUCAAAACCACAUUUUAGAAACAUUUAUUGUGCGUCCACAAAAUUGGGAAGAUCGAGAUUCCAAGUUUAAAUAA